Protopolystoma xenopodis is the source of this 849-nucleotide messenger RNA. The record is from the annotation of a GenBank genome assembly. NCBI's taxonomy places the organism in Eukaryota, Metazoa, Platyhelminthes, Monogenea, Polystomatidea, Polystomatidae.
AUGAAUACUAACCCUCUUUCUAAUGACACGCCUGACGACGAUGACGAGGACGAUCUUAUAAAAACGAUUCGUAAAACAGGUUGCCUAGAACGACAUUUUGCUGUAAUGGAAUGUACUUAUGAACAUAAAGAUUGGCGACGCUGUCAAAAAGAAGUUAGAGAAUUUCAAACAAUUGAUCCUGCUGAUGUGCUUGACUAUCUUAGAUUAUAUUUCACCCAGGAUAAUGUAGAUAGAAUAAAUGCUGAGUUGACUCGCAGGGCCAGAGCUCGUUUCUUUUUGGAUGAACUUAUCAGGCGUCCGGAUAAUGCGUUUGAUGAAUUUUUGAAGGCAUUGGAUGAAACUUAUCCCUUUCUUUCCCAAACUAUCAAAACACAUUUGAAGCGUUCCUCAGAGAGGGCAAAGAAGAUUACAUCUGGCGGUGGAUCCUUGAUACAUCAACGUAUGCUCUUGGAGGGUCAUGUACCAGAUCUUCCAUAUCGACACCUACCACGCCCUACGUUGACUCAGAAAUUGGCCAACAGUAUAUGCUAUCUGACUGAAUCUUCAUAUCCUAUUACGACUCCCAGAUGCGACUCCUCUUCAAUAAAUCAAAAGAAGUUGUGCGUGGCCGGUACUGCUGCCUUGGAUGAGGAAUUUAGUCUGUUUUGCCCUUCUUCUCUUGAGGAUCAUCACACUUCCCCAGUAGGACCAUCCAUGAAAAAUAGAUGGCUCCUACUCCAUGGUCCACCUGGUCAUGGGAAGUCGGUUUUAGCUGUUAGCGCCCUCAGACAUCACAAAGUGGCCUCUAGCUUUACAGGCGGUGAGCUGGCUUUAGACGUUAAUUUAUAUAUAUGUAUAUAUGCACCCUGA